ACAAACAGCUGAAUUACUGCACUAAAAUAGGACAAACAAGAAAUUAAGCAAAGUUAUUUAAGAAAUAAUAGCAAAAAGGCAAAUGAAAAAUAAAAACAACUAAAGUGAGACAACAGAUAAGAAAUAUGAAAAGUUAAUAUGUGCAUGAUCAAAUAAGCAGCUGAAUUAGUGUAUUGAAAAGUGAUGCCUAAAGCAAAGUCGAGAAAAGAAGAAUAAAAUAAAGCACGCUGAAAAAGAAAUUUUCUAAAAAACAAAUCAGUUGAAACAACGAGGAUAACAUAAGAAAUAAAAACACAAAGAAAUAAACAUACAGCUGAAUUACUGCACUAAAGUGAAAUAAAUGAAUACAGCAGAGGAAAAAAAAAUAAAGCUGAAUAACUAAUAAUGAAACAAACAUAUAAAGGAAUAGAAAAAGCCAUAUCGCACAGCUGAAUUAAUACUUAUGUAUCCAAAUGAAAUAAAAAAGAGAAAAUGAAAUAAAGUGAACUGAACUACUUAAAUAAAAUUAAAACACGGUAAAAAAAAUAAACAAGCUGGCCGGUUAAAAAUUUUAAAAAUUUUUUGUUACUUAAGAAUACAUAAUUAAAAAUAUACAUAUAUAUUAAUAAAAAUGCCACCCAAAGUUGCUAUAUCAAAUGCCAAUUGUACAAAGUGUAAAAAUCCUCUUAAGCGAACUGAUGAGGUUAUUAAAUGUAGUUUUUGUAAAAAAAGUCUACAUAUGAAUUGUGCAAUUGAAAAUUCACCUGGUUUAAAUCCUGAUGCAGCCAAAUAUUCUGAAUCUACAUCGACCUCAAUAUCAUCGAAUAUUUCCAAACCUAUUGCAACAAAAUGUGUUUUUUGCGCACAAACACUGGGCAUCAAUGAUCGUCCCAAAUUGCUAGAAUGUUUGCACGUCACCUGUUCACAAUGUAUGAGUACGAAAUUCGCCGAAUUAGAUCGUACUAUGCCCCCGUUAAUACACUGUCCCAUUUGUAAUAUGGCCUCACAGAAUGAAUUCAUUAUUGAUAAUCAAUUUUUAAUUGAACAUUGCACCGGUGCUGGUGAUAUGUCAGCGGAUGCCAAUGAUUCCAUCGGUUCAAAGACCUCAAACAAUAUACCGUGCAGUAGUUGCUCGGACAAUAACAUAGCCACGUCGUGGUGUGUCGAUUGUUCCGAAUAUAUAUGUGAUAGUUGUGUGCAGGCUCAUCAACGUUUAAAAAUAACUAAAGAUCAUACGAUCAAACCCAAAGAGGAGGCUAACAACGAACAAUUGCCCAGUUCGGCUGUUGAUAAAUUACACAUGUGCGUAUUGCAUCCUCAGGAGAAGCUAUCGCUGUAUUGUGAAACCUGCGAAAAACUAACAUGUCGAGAUUGUCAGCUAAGCGAUCAUCGUGAUCAUAAAUAUAAGUUUGCUCAUGAAAUUGCCACCGAAACAAGACAUGCCAUUACCUCAAUGGUAGCGGAAAUCAACUAUAAACGUUUCUUACUCACCUCGGCUAUGCAAGUCAUUGCCGAACGACAAAAAGUGAUUUCGGAUAAGAAGAAAGAAUUGAUCAAAGAAAUAACAGCCAUGGUUGUGACAAUUACCAAUACGGUUAAUAUGCGUGGCAAACAGUUGGUAAUGCGUUUAAAUGAAGUUUGUGAUGGUAAAUUAAAACUGUUGGUCGAUAAGCGUGAUUCUCUCAUUUCACUCUCUGAUAAUACCGAUUAUUGUAUUGAUUUCAUUGCAAAUGUUUUGGACAAGGGUAGUGAUUAUGCUAUACUGUCGAGUAAAAAGUCAUUGGUUAGACAUUUGCAGAAGCUGAAGUGUCAACGAGCUGAUAUACCUAAUCCCGAUAUACCGUUACGCAUCGAUUUACAAAUGUGUCAAAUUCAACAAUUACAAAAAGAAAUUUCACGCCUUGGUAAUAUACUUGUCGAUGGCAAACCCUAUCCACCGCAACCAUCACCACCACCCCAACAGCAACAACGUCAACAGCCAAGUCCCAAUAUGGCACCACCUUUACGACCUGGCAUGCCGCCGGGAAUGCAGGCUGGGAUGUCGCCGGGUGUACCGCCACCCCCGGGUGGAUUUGGUCCACAAAAUGGUCCUGGCCUAUACAACAGCAAUUCACCGCAACAACAUGUACACAACAUGCAAAUGAAUCGUAGUUUUGCUGGCGAGGGGCCAGGUAAGGUACGUUAUGGUGGUCUACCGCCCUCAUUAGCAAUGCAACGUCAAGGGCAGCCUCAUGUUAGUUCCUCAACACAUCCACAAAAUAUGGACAUAAGCCUACGUGGUUUAUUAAAUAAUCAAGCUGCUCAAAGUCCAAAUCAACCGCCUCAUAUGCCACCCUUCAAUGGACCGCCCAGUUAUCCGGGUGGACCACAGGGAGCACCAUCACCACAACAAAUGGGUCCUCAAAUGCGUCAGCAUUUUAUGGGCGGUCCACCGGGUCAGCAGCAUCAGAAUUACGCACCCACGCCGCCUGGUGGACCAAAUAAUCCAAAUUUUAUGAAUAACAGCGCAGCAGCAGCAGCCGCCGCACGUUUCCAAUCAUACCAACGUAUGUCAAGUCAUGCCCAACAACAAGCAGCCGUAGCUGCCAUGGCCUCCUCCGGCCAGGGACAAAUACCAUCACCAAAUGCCAUGCAAAGACCACAAAUGCACCAUAAUCCCAUGCAAAAUAACAUGGGGUUUCACGGAAACCAGCCUGGUUUUAAUGCCGGCCAUCCGCAAACCUCACCGCAAUUAGGUGGUGGCGGCGCUGGAGGCGGAGCCGGCGGUGGCAGUGGUAUACACAUGGCUAAAUGGCAUAUACCUCAAUCUGCUCAAAGUAAUUGUUGCUCUCAACAAGGGCCAAAUUUGAUGAGGUUUGCCAAUGGUCAUCAAACAGAAAAUUUUAAAAUCUCAUUGAAAUCACCAAAUACUCUUAAGAAUACUACACCUCCCACAACAGGCAGUUCAGCUGGUCAUGGUAUGCCUGGUGGCGGUGGUGGUGGUGGCAGUGUCUCCGCACAUGGCAGUAAUUCUAUAUUAAAUGCCGCCUCAUUGGGCUUAAGUCCAGCUGUUUCUAUCCUGCCAAAUGUAACAUCAACAAAUCCUAAAACACCGAGUCCUAGUACACAUGAGACCUCUAAAGAUUUCACAGAACCUAUUGAUAAAGUACGUGAUGAUUCCAUUAAUGAUUUAAUGGCCACUAUAGCUAAAUUAGAUUCCAAUGGUGUGCAGGUACUGCCAGAGGGACGUACAAAAACAACAUCUCCACAGGUUCACAGUUCCACAGAUUUAUCCAAUACACAGGAAGUUCAUAAUACAAAAACUACUGAAAAAGAUGAUCCAAAUGAAGAUUGGUGUGCCGUUUGCUUGGAUGGUGGCGAACUAAUGUGUUGCGAUAAAUGUCCCAAAGUAUUCCAUCAAAAUUGUCAUAUUCCUGCUAUAUCCUCCCUACCCGACGAAAGUGAAAGUUGGCAAUGUUUGCUGUGUGUGAAUCUCAAGGAAUUGGCCAGCAAUCCUGAUAAUCUACAAAAGAAUCCGGGUGAAUUAAGCCGCUUGGAAUUGCAAAUACUACAGCGCAUCUGUUUGGAAUUGUUCUGUCAAUAUGAGCAGAGUUUACAUUUCCGUGAACCGGAACCACCUUCAAAUACCGCUUACUAUGAAAUUGUUUGCAACCCCAUGUCUUUAGAUGUUAUACGCACACGUCUGGAUCCUUCUAGCCAGAAUCAUUACAAGGAUAUUUCUUCAUUUAUAGCUGAUGUUCGCUUGAUUUUUAAGAAUACUUAUCUAUUCUAUCAAGUGAGUAAUAUGGAGGAUUCCAAAACCUAUACAAAUGCCAAAUAUUUGGAAAAUUUCUUUGAAGAACAAUUGGCUAAAUGGUUACCAAGCUAUGCUAAUAAAUCAAUCAAUGCCAAUAAUGCCAACAGUAUAUUGAACAGUGGACCAGGCAGUGCACUCUCAAAUGGUAAUAACAAUGGCAAUAAUAGUAAUUCAGCAUCAACAUCGGCCUCACCAGCACCCGGUGCACCAUCACCCUCUUUAGAGAAUGGCGGUCGUAAAAGCAGCAACUCAGCCAUGUUAAAUAUGAAUACGAAUAGUAAUGGCAGUAGUGCAUCAACACAUCGUUCCGAUGACAAUAAUAUCGAUGAUGGGUGCAAUCCGGCUAAGAGACAACGUAAACAAACGGAAUAGGGUAAGAUUAUUGAUGAAGAAAAUCUCAAUAUAUUUAUGGAAAUAUUACAGAAAAUAUAGCAUUAUGCCAAUGUGCAGCAAAUGCAACAAGAUAAUACAUGAUACAAACAUAAUUAAAACAUUAUAUUUGAUAUAUUAAAAACACAACAACAACAGCAGUAAAUAUAAUAAUAAUACAAAAAAUAUUGAAAUGUCUGUUAAGGUAAAAUGAAAUGAAAAGAAGAAUUAAGAAUUAACAAGCCAAAUACGUUUCUUUAAACGUAAUACUACUAUUAUGGACAUUUAAACUUUCAUAUCAAUUUCUGAUUAAGAAAAUUUUUGAAUUAAAAUCAAAGAAAUUUAAAAAACAUAAAUUAAAACAAACAUAACAUAUAACAUAAAUUAAAACAAAAAAACAAACAGGAAAGACAAAGUUUAACUUUAAUUUUAGAAGAAAGAAAAAAACAACAACAACAUCCAAAAUAUAUUAAACAUUUUUUAAGUCUUAUUAAAAAACCUAAAAUAAAGACUAAUGAAAUUAUUGUAAAUUAAACUAAAAACAAAGAAACAAAUAAAAAACACAUUUAAAAUACAACUAAUGAAUUAUAUUAUGAAAUAAACAGUAAAAUUUAAAUAAAAAAUAAAACAAAUUUAAUUUUUUUAAUAUUAAUUGUAUAUAAACUAAAUUUAACUAAAAGAAAAACACAUGAUUACAAGUUUUAUAAAACACCGAAAUGAAAUCCAAUCAACUGGUAAUGAAAUCAUUAAUUUAUAUCUAAAACAACACAAACAACCAUUCAUAAUAAACAUACAUACUUGUAUUUAUAUAGAAAUUAAAUAAAUAAUCCCUCUCCUAUUGUUUAAAAUUUUAUUUCUUAAUAUUCAAAACAAAUGUCAUUUUUGUUUUGUUUUCUUUAAUAAAAAUUGCUACAAAAACCACAAAAAUUUUCCUACUGUUUUCAAUUAACUUUUCUAUUUUGUACAACAGUUUUUCUUCUUGUUAUUGUGAUAGUUUUGCAAAGUAAUUACAAAACAUUUUUUAUAGAAAUACAUACUUACUCUCUCUCUCUCUCUGUUUCUAUAUAUAUGAAAUAUAUAUUGAAUUUUUCCAUUACUAUUUUUCAUUCUUCAUUAAACAUCUUAAACAAAAACUGAAAUUAUUAUUUAAAAUAUGAAAUCUUUAAUAAAAAAAAAACACUGAUUUAAAUAUGUAUACGUUUUAUAACUUAGAGAAGACAUUAUUUUUUAAGCUUUAUUUGCUAUUUUUUUAAAAUAAUAAUAAUAUUUUAUUAUUAUUAUAUUGUUUCUAUUUUAUUUAUAAUAUUAUGUAAUUAAUUUAAUGAAAUAUUUAUUAAUAUAACAACAAAACAUACAAUUCAUGACAAUUUUCUAAAAAAAAACUUAUGUGUACUUCAAUAACUUUUAAAGAAUACUUAUCAAAUAUUGUACAAAUUCAUUAAACUUUUAACAAUUGGCAUAUUGCUGGAUAUUAAUAAAUUUAACCACUUUUUCCGCUUCACUUGUAUGUAGAAGAGGUUCACUGACGCUUAAAGUCCGACAUCUCCUGGCACACCUUUUCAGUGUUCUUUAAUACUUUUCUUACAAGAGUCCAAUACCUUUCCACAGGCCAAAGUUGUGGACAGUUUUGUGGAUUUUCCUCUUUAUUGUUUGAAUACUAUUUGAUAGUUUUUUUCCCUAGUGGCAUGAUGUCAAAUCAUUUUACAAAUAUGAAGACACUCUGAGCUGUUUAAAGAUAUGUAAAUAAACGAUUAUUGUGUUUUUCAGCUAUAAAUUUAAUAGCAGUCAACUUUGUUAGUAUUGCCAACUUUUCAUAUACGAACAUAAACAGUAAACAGCUGUUUUUGCAAAUAAUACUUUUGUGAAAUAAAAAAAA
Messenger RNA from Lucilia sericata (common green bottle fly), 6020 nucleotides. It is a transcript of the gene bon, whose product is annotated as transcription intermediary factor 1-beta. Gene Ontology annotation, cellular component: nucleoplasm; chromatin. The transcript has 11 exons. Gene Ontology annotation, molecular function: zinc ion binding; ubiquitin-protein transferase activity; protein binding. Gene Ontology annotation, biological process: positive regulation of DNA-templated transcription. Lineage: Eukaryota; Metazoa; Arthropoda; Insecta; Diptera; Calliphoridae. The record is from RefSeq and is a predicted model, not a curated record. The coding region runs from base 611 to 4147 and encodes 1178 amino acids.